AUGUUAUACUGCAAAGGAGCUGCUCACAAAUUUACUCAAGCUAUUGAACUAUAUACGCAAGCAAUUGAACUAAACGAUAAAAAUGUGGUUUACUACGCUAAUCGUGCCUUUGCGCAUCUUCGGCUUGAGGAAUACGGUAGUGCCAUACAAGAUGCUACAAAGGCUAUUGAAGUUGAUCCUAAAUACUCAAAGGGGUAUUAUAGGCGAGGUGCAGCUCAUCUUGCUAUGGGAAAAUUCAAGGAGGCUCUAAAAGAUUUUCAGCAGGUCAAGAAAAUAUGCCCAAAUGACAUUGAUGCAUCAAAGAAAUUGAAGGAGUGUUAA
Messenger RNA from Arachis duranensis, 321 nucleotides. RefSeq names its product serine/threonine-protein phosphatase 5-like. The coding region runs from base 1 to 321 and encodes 106 amino acids. Gene Ontology annotation, biological process: post-translational protein targeting to endoplasmic reticulum membrane. Lineage: Eukaryota; Viridiplantae; Streptophyta; Magnoliopsida; Fabales; Fabaceae. Gene Ontology annotation, molecular function: molecular adaptor activity; protein binding. The record is from RefSeq and is a predicted model, not a curated record. Gene Ontology annotation, cellular component: membrane; TRC complex. The transcript is spliced from 4 exons.